AUGGAGUUCCUCCGGCGUUCUUCUUGGGCCAACUUUGGCGCUGAAAUCGCCAAAGUUGAAUUGGGAGUGAAGGUUGAUGGUUGGCAGCUACACCAUUUGCGCUUUGCUGAUGAUAUCGUACUGAUAACAACUAGCAUCAGCCAAGCGGAACGAAUGCUGACCGAAUUCGACGAAACAUGUGCAUGCAUCGAUCUUCAGCUGAGUCUACAAAAGACGAUGUUCAUGCAAAUGCACCAGCUACAUUUAUCUGGGUCGGGAAUUGAGCAUGAUGAACGACCUGACCCCUUAGCUGGGCAGGAGAAGACGAGCGAUUUGGGGUGCGUACAAGGGCAUCGAGGAUGUAGUGAAGAAGACCAGGAACACCCGUGCUCACCUCUUCAACACCACCGUACUUCCUGCUUUGACCUAUGCUUCAGAAACCUGGGCAUUUCGCAAACAGGAAGAAAACGCGGUGAGCGUCAUUGA
This is a messenger RNA of Necator americanus (New World hookworm), 465 nucleotides long. RefSeq lists its product as uncharacterized. The transcript has a single exon. NCBI's taxonomy places the organism in Eukaryota, Metazoa, Nematoda, Chromadorea, Rhabditida, Ancylostomatidae. Bases 1 to 465 code for a protein of 154 amino acids. The record is from RefSeq and is a predicted model, not a curated record.